Messenger RNA from Cyphellophora attinorum, 378 nucleotides. Its product is annotated as 60S ribosomal protein L22. NCBI's taxonomy places the organism in Eukaryota, Fungi, Ascomycota, Eurotiomycetes, Chaetothyriales, Cyphellophoraceae. Gene Ontology annotation, biological process: cytoplasmic translation. Gene Ontology annotation, molecular function: RNA binding; structural constituent of ribosome. Gene Ontology annotation, cellular component: ribosome. The transcript has 4 exons. The record is from RefSeq and is a predicted model, not a curated record. Bases 1 to 378 code for a protein of 125 amino acids.
AUGGCUCCCACUCAGUCCUCGAAGAAAGGCGCGAAGACCAAGGUCACUAGCAAGUAUACCAUCAACUGCACGCAGCCCGUGUCCGACAAGAUCUUCGACAUCAGCGCGUUCGAAAAGUUCCUGCACGACCGCAUCAAGGUCGAGGGCCGCACCGGCAACUUGGGCGAUGAUGUCGAGAUCAAGCAGGUCGGCGAUGGCAAGAUUGAGGUUGUCACGCAUAUUCCAUUUUCGGGACGGUAUUUGAAGUACUUGACCAAGAAGUUCCUCAAGAAGCAGCAGCUCCGCGACUGGCUGCGCGUGGUCAGCACGAGCAAGGGUGUCUACGAGCUGCGGUUCUUCAACGUCGUGAACGAGGAGGGUGAUGAGGAUGACGAGUAG